AUGGACUACCUCAGGACCCUUGGAUCGGCUGCCGUCUCGUCGCUGGUGCAGAAGUCUGGUCUCACGCUUCCGUUUUCCACUGGCACGAGGGUUACUGCAUUUGACGGUCGCUCUAUCUGGACGCUCUACGAAGGCACCAAACGUGAUGAUGGGUCGCCUGUGUCUAUCUUCGAGUUCGAUGCAAACCAACCAGGCAGGCGGAACGUGUUCCCACUCGCGAAGAACGCGCUGCGAAAGCUACGGACCAUCCGACAUCCGGAUGUCCUCAGGUUCAUGGACGUUGUAGAGACGGACAGCACCAUCCACAUCAUGACCGAACGCGUCCGACCGCUGGCGCCAGCGGUGCAUGAGUACUCCUCGAAGGCGGCACAAGAGCGCGAAGACUGGCUUCUCUGGGGUCUCCAUCGUGUCUCGGUAGCUCUCGCGUUCGUAAAUGACUCGGCGGCCUCCACGCACGGGAACAUACGCGUGGACUCCAUCUUCAUCUCUGCGUCAGGGGAGUGGAAGCUGGGCGGGUUCGAACUGUUGAGUAGUCCUAAAGAUGAUGCGGCAGUUCUCUAUACCAUGGGCGGCCUGCUGCCCGACGCGAAUGCGUGUGCACCCCCCGAAGUGAAGAAGGGCGGCUGGUCGACGUUAAAAGAACAGAACCCAGCAGUCGCAGAUGCCUAUGCACUAGGUCUUCUCAUCCACUCUGCCUUCAACCCAACCCAACCUCCGCCAGCGACUGCACAACCGCCACAUCCCCCACCCACUGCUGCUUCACGCGGAGCGAUACCCCAGUCACUAUUUGGCUCCUUCAAGCGACUGCUGAACCCAAACGCAAAGGCGCGUCUUACGCCAAAGAACUUCCUUGAGCUCGGCAUGGCAGAAGUCACAGGUGAAAGCUCGGGAUUCUUUGCCAACAACCGCCUCGUCAAGGUAUGCGCAGGGCUGGAUAACUUCAGCCUAGGCAGUGAAGCAGAGAAGGCGACGCUGAAAGAAUCUUCGUCGUCAUUUCCAUCAGAGUUCGUGUCGUUCAAAGUGCUGCCCUCGCUUGUCUCAGCUCUGCAAUUUGGCGGGGCAUCUGCUCCCGCAAUCCUGCCUCUUGUACUCCAGAUGGGGAAAGUAGUACCGCCGCAAGACUACUCCUCUGUGAUCCUUACUCAUCUGAUCAAAUUGUUCGCGAGCCCUGAUCGCGGCACGCGUCUUGCACUACUUGAACAUCUCCCAGAGUACGCCGAUAAGCUUGACAAGAAGACUGUCGUAGACAAGAUCUGGCCACAUCUUCAAAAUGGCUUCUCGGACACAGUCGCCAUCAUUCGCGAGGCUACCGUCAAGUCCAUCAUCCUACUUUCCGACAACCUCAACGACCGCAUCCUCAACAACGACCUCCUCCGGUUCCUCGCCAAGAUGCAGGGCGACCCCGAAGCCUCCAUCCGUACGAACACCUGCAUCCUCAUUGGCCGGCUGGGGCCCACGCUCGGAUACAACACCAAGCGCAAGGUGCUCGUGCCCGCGUUCACGCGUGCGCUCAAGGAUCCGUUCGUGCAUUGCCGUGUCGCGGGAGUCAUGGCGCUCAUGGCGACCGCGGAAUGCUUUGAGACGGAGGAGCUCGCGACGAAGGUAAUCCCAAACAUGGCGUUCGCGAUGAUCGACAAGGAGAAGCUCGUCCGCGACCAGGCAUUCAAGGCCAUCGAGCUCUUCGUGAAGAAGCUUGAGGAGCACGCCGCGGCGAUGCCAGAGACGGCCAUCGAGGAGCACGAGAACAUGCCGGGCUUCAACCUCCCGCCGACGUCCCCUGGCUCGAAUGGGCUCGUGAACAGCGCGGCUGGGGCUGCGGGUGCGCUCGCUGGAUGGGCUAUCUCGUCUCUUGGGAAGAAGCUUGCUGCUGGCGAACUCUCCAGUGUCAUUGACGGCGCUGCUCCAUCUCGUCCGACGUCGGCACCUCCUCCUGCCUCGCUCUCGUCCCAGCCCACGAAUGGCCUCAAUGGCUCCGUGGGCACUCUUGGCGGCCUCGGACGGCCCAAAGCGCCAUUCGGUUCGACCCUAUCCUCACCAGCUGUCCCACGGCCAACCAGCGUUGCUGGCACUUCCUCUACAAAAUCGAAAGGCAUGCAGCUCGGGGCGAAUAAGGUCCCCACAAGUACGAGCUUGUCUGACUGGGCGAUGGAGGCUGCUGCGGAGGCAGAGAGUGAAGAUACAACGCAGUCAAGUUCCAACCCAUGGGGCAACGACGACCUGAUAGACGUCAACGCAGACCAGGACGAUUGGAGUGCAUUCGAGAGUGCACCGGUGCCCGCGGCGGUUGUGGAUCUGAGCUUCGAUGGCGACGCACCACCGGGUGCAUUCUCGCCAAGCGACGACUGGGGCUUCUCGUCGCCUGCCCCAACACAACUAACAAUACCCAUCCAUCAACCGAAACCGACGUCCGCUGUGAAGGUACCAGCCGCGGCAAGCACACGGUCCCCACCACCUACAAGCCGAAUCUCAACGUUCUCGCCGAACGCACGAUCGCCUACGCCGUCUGAGAGGACGGCGAGUCCUGCACCUGAGAAGGUACAGACCCAGAGUACGGCGGGGAUGACGAAGGAAGAGAAAACGGCGGAGAUGGCGAGGCGGAAGGAGGAGAGAAAGCAGAGGAUUGCUGCACUAAAGCAGCAGAAGAAACACACCGGCGCUGCCAAGACCUAG
Molecule: messenger RNA, 2670 nt
Organism: Rhodofomes roseus
Lineage: Eukaryota; Fungi; Basidiomycota; Agaricomycetes; Polyporales; Fomitopsidaceae
Exons: 10
Coding region: 1-2670 (889 amino acids)
Biological process (GO): protein phosphorylation; tRNA export from nucleus
Cellular component (GO): cytoplasm
Molecular function (GO): protein kinase activity; ATP binding
Source: RefSeq, a predicted model, not a curated record